ACUCACUCACUUACUCACUAACCAUUAUCACUUUGUAACAUCUCAUCUCCAAUCUCUAUCUCUCACUCUCGCGUCUUUGAUUCGAAAAAUGGCUGGCGGUAAGAUCAAGAUCGGAAUCAACGGAUUCGGAAGGAUCGGUCGUUUGGUAGCGAGAGUUGUUCUUCAGAGAGACGAUGUUGAGCUCGUUGCUGUCAACGAUCCCUUCAUCACCACUGAGUACAUGACGUACAUGUUCAAGUACGACAGUGUUCACGGUCAAUGGAAACACAAUGAACUCAAGGUUAAGGAUGAGAAGACCCUUCUCUUCGGUGAGAAGCCUGUCACUGUCUUCGGCAUCAGGAACCCUGAGGAUAUCCCAUGGGGUGAGGCUGGAGCUGACUUUGUUGUUGAGUCUACCGGUGUUUUCACUGACAAGGACAAAGCUGCUGCUCACUUGAAGGGUGGUGCCAAGAAGGUUGUCAUCUCUGCCCCGAGCAAGGACGCUCCCAUGUUUGUUGUUGGUGUUAACGAGCACGAGUACAAGUCCAACCUUGACAUUGUUUCCAACGCUAGUUGCACCACUAACUGCCUUGCUCCCCUUGCCAAGGUUAUCAAUGACAGGUUCGGAAUUGUUGAGGGUCUUAUGACUACCGUCCACUCUAUCACUGCUACCCAGAAGACUGUUGAUGGACCAUCAAUGAAGGACUGGAGAGGUGGAAGAGCUGCUUCAUUCAACAUCAUUCCCAGCAGCACUGGAGCUGCAAAGGCUGUCGGAAAGGUGCUUCCACAGCUCAACGGAAAGUUGACCGGAAUGUCCUUCCGUGUUCCCACCGUUGAUGUCUCAGUUGUUGACCUAACGGUUAGACUCGAGAAAGCUGCAACCUACGACCAAAUCAAGAAGGCUAUCAAGGAGGAAUCUGAGGGAAAAUUAAAGGGAAUCCUUGGUUACACCGAAGAUGAUGUUGUCUCAACUGACUUCGUUGGUGACAGCAGGUCGAGCAUCUUUGACGCAAAGGCUGGAAUCGCAUUGAGUGACAACUUCGUGAAGCUGGUGUCUUGGUAUGAUAACGAAUGGGGUUACAGCACCCGUGUGGUCGACUUGAUCGUUCACAUGUCAAAGGCCUAAACCUGAGAAGAAGAUAUCGAAUGAUGUCUGCAUUUUGCCGUUUUUAAAUAAAUUUUCUGCGGAUUUAUAUGGUUUCUAAGUGGUGCGAGUUUGUAGACCCAGUUGUUUUACUGAAGAGUCCGUUUACGUUUGGCUUUUGGAUCACUUAUGGUUUUAUAAGAUUUACUUCCCUCUCUUUAUAUGAUAUACUGAGUCACGGUUUGGUUUCAA
This is a messenger RNA of Eruca vesicaria subsp. sativa (arugula), 1315 nucleotides long. NCBI's taxonomy places the organism in Eukaryota, Viridiplantae, Streptophyta, Magnoliopsida, Brassicales, Brassicaceae. The record is from the annotation of a GenBank genome assembly.